CCCGACAAGCGGCAGAGCUCAACAUUGUGGUUCCGGGUUCCUGGAGAUCACUGGGCCGCAGCGGCUGUUUUCCGUAAAUCGCCGCUGCGUUCGCUUCCGCUGCCUGCUAGAAACCCCCUCCUGAAAGUAGCCGGAGGUGAACUUGUAGAUAUGGAUGACCACCAUGAAGCAAUAGAUGAGAUGCGGUGUGCAACAUCACAAGAGAAAACAAAAGUCAGAGAGGAAAGUAAAAGGAAACGGAAGCGAAGCAGAAGCAGAUCAUCCUCCAUCUCUUCCUCUACAUCUUCUAAUUCUUCUACAUCCUCGUCUUCAAGGUCUUCUUCCAGGUCUUCUGCCUCACAAAGCAGAAGCAGUUCAAGUAGCAGAGAUUCUUCAAAAGUAAAAGCUAAGAAGAGGAAAAAGGAAAAAAACAACAAAAAGGUAAAACUAAAAUUACUAAAAAUAUUAAGUAAAAAUACAGCAGUGAAAUGAACAGUACUGUCAUGUACACAUGAUUCACAUAAAGGAAAAGCUGUUAUGUCCCUAUUAAUUAUAUCAAAAUUAUCGUUUCUACUUUUGCACUCAAGUAUUAAUCAUGCUGCUUUAGAGCAACUGCCUCUUAACAUAUAUUGGCAACAUGAGUUUUCCCCAAUAGCGGUAAAUUAUCACUUUGGUCACUUUGAGCCCUGGUGGCAGAGUGGUUAGAAUGCAUUAUUGCAGGCUAACACUGUCCACUGCCAGGAGUUCAAUCCA
Messenger RNA from Thamnophis elegans (Western terrestrial garter snake), 732 nucleotides. RefSeq lists its product as uncharacterized. The transcript is spliced from 4 exons. Bases 151 to 471 code for a protein of 106 amino acids. The record is from RefSeq and is a predicted model, not a curated record. NCBI's taxonomy places the organism in Eukaryota, Metazoa, Chordata, Lepidosauria, Squamata, Natricidae.